Molecule: messenger RNA, 1230 nt
Organism: Radiomyces spectabilis
Lineage: Eukaryota; Fungi; Mucoromycota; Mucoromycetes; Mucorales; Radiomycetaceae
Product: HAD-like domain-containing protein
Exons: 6
Coding region: 165-1100 (311 amino acids)
Cellular component (GO): plasma membrane
Molecular function (GO): phosphoprotein phosphatase activity
Source: RefSeq, a predicted model, not a curated record
AAAGGGGCUAGCUCCAUUAUGCAUAGAUUCAGGUUCUUUGGAAAAUCCGAAGGUCCAAACGAAAAACACUCAGCUCCACGGAAUCGAUAAAGUCAUCGAGCAAGCUCGCUAAAUCCAGCGCUCGUCGUUUAUUUCGUUCACGUACAGGUGGCAGCUUUUUGUCCAUGCUCAUGUGUUGUACUUUUGGCGGUACUGCGCAUCGUCAGGAGAAAGACUAUGUCUAUCGACCAUCGCAUCAUACUGCUCGCCGGACGAGCAGCAACAAUGUUACCACUUCACAGACCAUCACCUAUUCCACCAAUUCUGUGAUUUCCAAAGACGAAAGAAGCGUCGAGAUCCAUCCUAUCGAAGAGAAAACCAGUCAUAGUUUCACGGACGACAACGAUAAUGAUGCAUCCAAUAUCAAAGCCGACCAAGCUGAAACAAAGCGAGUGUCCGCCGAUGCAAAAGAUUUAACCAUUGCUAUUCCGCCUACUUUGCCCUCUUCUUCGCCCGAGACUACCACGCCCAUCCUUGAAUCUUCUCAGGAUCUAUGGCUUCUUAAGCCUAUUGCGCCCCAAGAUCACGGUCGAAAAUGCCUGGUCCUUGAUUUGGAUGAAACGCUCGUUCACAGCUCGUUCAAAACUGCCACACAUGCUGAUUUUGUCGUACCGGUUGAAAUUGAUGGUCAAGUGCACAACGUCUUUGUACUGAAGCGGCCAGGUGUCGAUGCAUUUAUGAAACGCAUGGGCGAAAUCUACGAGAUUGUUGUGUUUACAGCAAGUUUGUCCAAGUAUGCUGACCCCGUGCUCGAUACCUUUGACCUUCAUAAAGUGGUACGACACCGUUUAUUCCGUGAAUCGUGUUUCAAUUACAAAGGAAGCUAUGUCAAGGAUCUGUCUCAGCUGGGGCGCGACCUUAACCAGGUGAUUAUUCUCGAUAAUUCGCCAGCGAGCUACAUAUUCCAUACCACCAACGCUAUACCUGUGUCUUCCUGGUUCAACGAUCCUCACGAUUCAGAACUGGUGGAUUUGAUUCCCUUCUUGGAGGAUCUAGCGACAGUGGAUAAUGUGACCGAUAUCCUGGAUACCACCAUUCCUGGCCCCUUUUCUCGCUUUUGAUAUGCUUGUUGAUGAAAUACCUUCUUUUCUUCUCCCCCCGUUCCUUCAUUUCUUUUUCUCGAUCCCGCCAUCAUACAACCACCUUGACUCUUUUUGUUUUCUAAUGCCACUGACUCCUCUAUUUCGUUUG